AUGGCUUUACAUGGAUCUUUUCUUCCAGUUCCUUCACUUGAAAAGUUUCCAAAUCUAGAAAGUUGUAAGAUUCCCGAAGAACUAACCUUCAAACGUGGAUAUAUAAUGCUUAAUUCUGGAAGGGAAGCAGUAGUUCUUAAAGUAACUAACAAUGGAGAUAGACUAAUACAGGUUGGAAGCCAUUACCAUUUUAUCGAGGUCAAUCCAAGUUUAAUUUUUGAUCAAAGAAAAGCAUAUGGCAUGAGACUAAAUAUACCCACAGGAACAACUACUAGAUUUAAGGUCACCCAAUCGAAACUAGAGCAUCCAUCAUACGGAGAUGAUUGGUCAAGAAAGUCAAUUAAAGAGAUUGAAUUCGAUUGUUGGGCUCAUGAACAAUUUCAAAUUGCAUCAUAUAUUCAACAACCAAGUUUUGAGGUAACAGAUUUUCUGGGAUCUCCAUUGAAGUUAGUUCCUGACAUUGGGAUCCUGUAUUGGACUAUAUAUACCCUUACCCUGGAAAAUGACAAGCAUCGCCCUUUUUGCCCACCAAAACUAGAUGGAUGGUCUGUUAUACAAGUGAACACCAAAGGUGCUUUCCCAUGGAAACCUGAUUGGCACACAUCACAUAUAACAAAGGAUGUUGUGUUGGGUGAUUAUGCCUUGAUGGAAAUGAUAUAUUGGUGUACAGGAAAUGAUGGGAUUAACAUACUUCAUGUUAAAUCAAUCAAAAAGAUUCUGAAUAUUGCAUUUAGUUUGCCUGGAAUCUCUUCAUCCAGCUUUGAUGCUUCAACAAGCAUCUUAUUGUUACCUUUUAGCCAAACCAAUUAUGUUAAGAAAGUAUGGAUUUCGUCUCAUUCUUUCUGGUGGUGA
Lactuca saligna is the source of this 852-nucleotide messenger RNA. The record is from the annotation of a GenBank genome assembly. NCBI's taxonomy places the organism in Eukaryota, Viridiplantae, Streptophyta, Magnoliopsida, Asterales, Asteraceae.